AUGAUCUAUGGUGAAAUUUUCAGGACUAUUCCCAUGGUACUGGGAACAAAACCAAAGCAGUGUAAAGGUCACUCAGCAAUGCUUUUAGGCAAAGACCGAAUAUUGAUAGUUAGGGGGGAUUCCUCUCCGAUGAUUGUGCUUGGUUUCUUGAGGUUGGUGGACACCAAAUUUGUUAGGCAGCAGAGAGAAAAGUUUGAUACAGAGGUGGUUGCUUGGAGCAAGGGAGUAAGAGCUCAUGCUGAGAAGCCCAUAAAUAUCAGUGGUCCUUCUGGAGUGGGUAAGGGUACCUUGGUAUCAAAACUCAUGAAGGAUUUUCCAUCAAUGUUUGGAUUCUCUGUGAGCCAUACAACCCGUGCUCCAAGAAAUAAGGAAAAGGAUGGGGUUCAUUACCAUUUCACUGAUCGAAUUGUUAUGGAGAAAGAGAUUAAAGCUGGAAAGUUCCUUGAGUUUGCUUCUGUGCAUGGAAACCUAUAUGGAACCAGUAUUGAAGCCGUUGAGGUGGUUGCAGAUGCUGGAAAGAGAUGCAUCCUUGACAUUGAUGUCCAAGGGGCAAGGUCUGUGAAGGCUAGCUCUCUUGAAGCCAUUUUUAUCUUUAUCUGCCCACCAUCAUUUGAGGAGCUUGAGAAGCGCCUUCGUGAAAGAGGGACUGAGACGGAAGAGCAGAUCCAAAAGCGUCUCCAAAAUGCAAGGGCAGAGCUUGAGCAAGGACAAGCGUCUGGCCUUUUUGACCAUAUUUUGGUUAAUGGUGAUCUUGAGACAUGUUAUGAGAAUCUUAAGGUGAUUUUUUAUUAA
Messenger RNA from Thlaspi arvense, 792 nucleotides. The record is from the annotation of a GenBank genome assembly. NCBI's taxonomy places the organism in Eukaryota, Viridiplantae, Streptophyta, Magnoliopsida, Brassicales, Brassicaceae.